AUGAACGAUCCGAAAUAUGCAGCGGAAUACCAUAAAAAUGCAGUGGAAGACCCGCAAGAAGUCUUGGAAGACAGCCCAGGCGUGGGCGCAGAGAAGUGGCAGAAGAUGCAAGCUGAACAUGAAGCUCGCAAAAUCCCGCUUGAAUUCAAACACAUGAUGGAGAGACCUGGUACCACGGUUGCGCAAGUCGAGCAAUGGAUUAGAACUCUCUACUCUGCUAUCUCCCUAGCUGAGCAAAGAAACCAACUCAAGACCCCACACAUGGCCGCAUCUGCCUUAUAUGGCCUCUACAGCCUCAUCUUGAGGUAUCCAGAGGAUGAAGAGCUCCUACAUAAAUUCGAGCUCCUCAAUCCGUCAGCUGGAUUCUCACCAGAGAUAGCCAAUCUGGAUGAAUUUCGGGCGAUCUUCGAAAAAGAUCCCCAGAUUAGUAAGGCAGUGUCCAUCCAUAGGGAAGAAAGGGAAGAACCCCUCAAGGCCCUCGCCGCAAACUUCUCCUCUUCAUCUUCUCACAAGAGGGUGGUGACCCUGGCUGUCUUUAAUAAUGUGCUCACACAAUAUCCAACGGAUCAGCUGUACAGAACCCAGUUUCAAAGAAUUUUCAGCCAGCCAACUCUUUUUCCACAUGAGCAAGAACUCAUAAAACAUGUACCUUACCACACCUAG
Messenger RNA from Puccinia triticina, 663 nucleotides. RefSeq lists its product as uncharacterized. NCBI's taxonomy places the organism in Eukaryota, Fungi, Basidiomycota, Pucciniomycetes, Pucciniales, Pucciniaceae. The transcript is spliced from 3 exons. The record is from RefSeq and is a predicted model, not a curated record. The coding region runs from base 1 to 663 and encodes 220 amino acids.